GCAGGGCGUGGGUCCGGCGCUGCCAGCGAGCAGGUGACACCGCGGCUGCCCGGCGCCGUGUGCGCGGCAUGUGCGCGCCCGUGUAGCGGGGCGGCCCCAUGGGCGGCGGCGCCGGCUCCUGCCUCUGCCCCCCGUCUCUGGAAGCCCGGGCAGGAAACGCUCCUCAUGUCUCCCAGAUAAAAAUAAAAGCGAUUCCUUCCUCCCGGCCGCAGAGUGUCCCCGCGCCCGGCCCGACGCGGGGCUGAGCUGGCCCCGCCACCCGGCAGCGCCUCUCCCCGCCGCCCGGAGCGCCGGCCUGAUCCGCCGCUCAUGGACAUCGCGGCGGGUCCCGAGUCCUUGGAGAGGUGCUUCCCGCGGGGCCCACCGGACUGCGCCAAGAUGCUGGACGGCAUUAAAAUGGAAGACCACCCCCUGCGCUCGGGGCCGGCCACGCUGGGAGUGCUGCUGGGGUCGGAGUGCCAGCACCAGGCCGUCUGCGAGGGCUGCCAGCGGCCCAUCUCGGACCGGUUCCUGAUGCGGGUGAACGAGUCCUCCUGGCAUGAGGAGUGCCUACAGUGCGCCGCGUGCCAGCAGGCGCUCACCACCAGCUGCUACUUCCGGGACCGCAAACUCUACUGCAAGCAGGACUACCAACAGCUGUUUGCUGCCAAGUGCAGCGGCUGCAUGGAGAAGAUCGCUCCCACCGAGUUUGUGAUGCGUGCCCUGGAGUGCGUGUACCACCUGAGCUGCUUCUGCUGCUGCGUCUGCGAGCGCCAGCUCAGGAAGGGAGAYGAGUUUGUCCUCAAGGAGGGACAGCUGCUCUGCAAAAGCGACUAUGAGAAGGAGAAAGACUUGUUGAGCUCCGUCAGCCCAGAUGACUCCGACUCRGUCAAAAGUGAUGAUGAAGAUGGAGAUGUGAAGCCCACCAAAGGCCAAGUAACCCAAGGGAAAGGAAGCGACGAUGGCAAGGACCCGAGAAGACCUAAACGACCAAGGACAAUACUCACCACGCAGCAGAGACGAGCAUUCAAAGCAUCCUUUGAAGUAUCCUCCAAGCCCUGUAGAAAGGUCAGAGAAACCCUGGCAGCUGAAACAGGGCUCAGUGUGCGAGUGGUCCAGGUCUGGUUUCAAAACCAAAGAGCAAAGAUGAAAAAGCUAGCACGAAGGCACCAGCAGCAGCAGGAGCAGCAGAACUCACAGCGACUGGGACAAGAAGUCAUGUCCAACCGAAUGGAAGGGAUGAUGACAUCCUACACACCACUUGCAGCACCGCAGCAGCAGAUUGUAGCAAUGGAGCAAAGCAGUUAUGGCACAGACCCCUUUCAGCAGGGUCUCACCCCUCCACAAAUGCCAGGCGACCACAUGAACCCCUAUGCUCGCGCCAGACCACGAGACAAGCACGGAAGGAACAGAAGAACCUGCUCGUCCUCAGCCUUUGAUCUGGUUUGGUUUGAGCUCCUCAUCCUAAAGGAAAUGGAUUUUAUGGAAAGCUAGAUCUUUUCCUUCUUUCUCUUCUCCUUUCUUUUGGAUGUCUAAACUUUUUUUUUUAAAGCCACUGAUAYUGACAUCAGUCGACCAUAUGACAAAUAAAUCAAAGAAACUGGAGAUUCCUCCCUUUUCUUACUGCAUGAUUCAUACUAUGUUGUGGAUAAAUUGCCAUUUGAACUGUGAGAAGUUAAUGUAAAUGUGACGUUCGAACAUUUGUUUCCUUUCUACACUUUUUCUACAUAACCUAGAUCUGCUCAUUAGUUUAUAGCCCUUAUGCAUAUGAUACUGAGGGAACUGAUUAAUAGUAUUUGUGGAGAAAGCCAGUGAUUUCAGAAUAAGAAAGGUCUAUGGCCCUGGAGAGGAGAUGCAUGUUAGGGGCAGAGGCAUUUAGGUUAGUAUUGAUCUUAAAUAAUUAAAACUGAAGGUGCUUUCAAGACAGAUUUAUUUAAUUUUUUUGAAGUGUGAGAUUGAAACAUUUACAUUUGUUUGUAAGUAUUGAAGUGCCAAAUUUCRAGUCUAGACCACGAUUGGCAAAGAAGUGUUGUUCAUUCUGUUCUGUUUAUUUGUUUUGCAUGAGGCAUAAAUGUGCUGUUCUCUACUGUCCACCUGCAAUAAUUGAGCACUCCUUUAGUUAUCUUGCCUCAGCAAGAAUCGAGGACACACAGUACUAGCCUGAAGCACCACAAGUCCUGAAACGUGCACCAGCUGGGGACAGCAAACUGUGACAGGAAUUUCAAUGGGAAGUUCAGGUAUGUUGAGCUGAAAUUCCACCAUGUCCUGCAAAUCUCCCACUGCCAGGACUCUGUGACUGCAGCACCACCAGUGUCAGUGCCAGCGCUGUCACAACAGCUGUGCGGAGUGAAGGGGCUGUCUCGGCUCAAAUCCCAUUGUCUCUGAUGUUGAAGUUUCAGCAUAUGUCAAAUAGGUUUUUGUAGGGCAUAAAAUAUCAUAAAUAAUAAUAGUAUAGCUAUAAAUAUUGCCUGGUGGUAAUUAUGAUGUGGAGAAGCAGACAAGUACAGUCAUGGCUCUCAGUGGAGAAAACUUCAUGGGGAAAAUUUGCCAGGGUAAUAUCAGUAAUUAUAGGGUGUGUUCAAAAUAGAGCUCAUGGGGAAAGAUUGGCAGGAUAGGCACUUUCUCAAAUAAAUACCUUUAAUAUAUUGACCGUAAUAACUGAAAAACAAGUGCAAAGCUUUGGU
Messenger RNA from Malurus melanocephalus (red-backed fairy wren), 2663 nucleotides. It is a transcript of the gene LMX1B, whose product is annotated as LIM homeobox transcription factor 1 beta. The record is from RefSeq and is a predicted model, not a curated record. Gene Ontology annotation, biological process: neuron differentiation; regulation of transcription by RNA polymerase II. Bases 310 to 1473 code for a protein of 387 amino acids. Gene Ontology annotation, molecular function: RNA polymerase II transcription regulatory region sequence-specific DNA binding; DNA-binding transcription factor activity, RNA polymerase II-specific. NCBI's taxonomy places the organism in Eukaryota, Metazoa, Chordata, Aves, Passeriformes, Maluridae. The transcript is spliced from 8 exons. Gene Ontology annotation, cellular component: nucleus.